CAGAGUGAUGCUCUAAGAGAAGCUAUCUCAGGAAUCAUGGCUGAUUCCAAGGAGAAAAAUCGUAAAUUUGUUCAAACCAUUGAACUCCAGAUUGGGCUGAAAAACUAUGAUCCACAGAAGGAUAAGCGUUUUAGUGGCUCUGUCAAGUUGCCCCACAUCCCUGUCCCCAAAAUGAAAAUUUGCAUGCUCGGUGAUGCUCAACACGUUGAGGAGGCAGAGAAGAUAGGAUUGGACUACAUGGAUGUUGAAGCUUUGAAAAAGCUCAACAAAAAUAAGAAGCUGGUAAAAAAACUGGCUAAAAAAUACCAUGCCUUUUUAGCUUCUGAGGCAGUCAUAAAGCAGAUUCCCCGUCUUUUGGGUCCUGGUCUCAACAAGGCAGGGAAGUUUCCUACACUUGUCACUCACCAAGAAUCUCUUGAGUCAAAGGUUAAUGAGACUAAGGCCAUGGUAAAAUUUCAGCUAAAGAAGGUGCUCUGCAUGGGAGUAGCAGUGGGCAAUGUUAGUAUGGAAGAAAAGCAAAUCUUCCAAAAUGUGCAACUGAGCGUUAACUUCCUUGUCAGUUUGUUGAAAAAGAACUGGCAAAAUGUUAGAUGCUUGUAUCUGAAGAACACCAUGGGGAAAUCUUACCGUGUAUUUUGAGGGAAUUUUUUUUCUUUCAAGUUCAGUGAAUUUGUAAUCGCGCUUAAUACAUUACCUUAAUAGCUGGAUAGGAAUUUUCUUCUUGUUACAGUUUUG
Gastrolobium bilobum is the source of this 735-nucleotide messenger RNA. RefSeq names its product large ribosomal subunit protein uL1-like. Gene Ontology annotation, cellular component: large ribosomal subunit. Gene Ontology annotation, molecular function: structural constituent of ribosome; RNA binding. Gene Ontology annotation, biological process: translation. The transcript has 5 exons. Lineage: Eukaryota; Viridiplantae; Streptophyta; Magnoliopsida; Fabales; Fabaceae. Bases 37 to 639 code for a protein of 200 amino acids. The record is from RefSeq and is a predicted model, not a curated record.